AUGAAUUCAACAAAUGAUACAAAUCCAGGACUGACAAUACUUUUUGAUUAUAAACUUAAAUUAGUUGAACAAAUUGUUUUAGGAACUAUAUUCAUUUCAGCAUUAAUUGGUAAUACCAUAGUAUUAGUAAUUUUAUUAAAUAAAAAACAUCGACAUAUAACACGAAUGGCUUUUUUUAUUUUACAUCUUACUAUAGCUGAUUUAUUAGUGGCAUUUUUCAGUGUUUUACCAAUGCUUAUAUGGAAAUCAACAAUAACAUUUUUUGGUGGAGAUUUUCUAUGUCGAAUUGUUUCUUUUCUCAUGUUAACAGUAUCAUAUAUUUCAGUUUACACUCUUGUUGUAAUGGCAAAUGAUCGUUAUCAAGCUAUUGUUCAUCCACUAUCAACUUAUACAUGGACAUAUCGUUCAGGUCUUAUUCAUAUGAUAGGUGUUUGGUGUUUAAGUCUUCUAUUGGCAUCUCCUCAAUUAUUUAUAUUUCGUCUUGCUUAUCAUCCAGCAUAUCAGAAGAAAACAUGUAUGGCAAGCUUUUUUGGUUCUAAUCGUACAUGGGAAUUAAUCUAUAUAGCAUGGACAAUAUUUGUACAAUUUCUUUUACCAAUAUGUAUUUUAAUAUUUUGUUAUAGUUCUGUUUAUAUAAUAGUUAAUAGAAAUAUUUCUAUGUAUCGUUCAACAGAUCAUUUAAAACGGAAAAAUUUUACAAAAUUAUUAUCAACUAGAAUAUCAAAACGUUCUGGUAAUAUUCCAACAUCAAAAACAAUACCUCGAAUUCCACCAAAAGAAGUAGUAAAUAAUCAUUUACAUAUUCAUUAUCCAUCUGUUGAAUGUACAAGUAUAACAACUGUUACAUUUUUAAAUAAACCGUCAUCACAUAAUAUACGUGAUAAGACGUAUCCAAUUGUAUUUCGUCUUCGACGUUCACCAUUAGAUAUAACAAAAAAUCAAAGUACAAGUAGUAUUGAUGGACAAAAAUCUCAACAACGUCAUGGUGCUAAUCAUUUCCUUUCGCGAGCACGUCUUAAAACAAUUAAAUUAACAUUUAUUGUUGUUCUUACAUAUAUUCUUUGUUCAACACCAUUUUAUAUUGGAUCUAUUAUAAUGACUUUACAUGAAAAAUUCAUAUCACAAAAAACGAUGAAUUGGCUUAUGACUAUAUUCAGUCUUUUAUUCAAUUUAAAUAGUUGUUCAAAUCCAAUUAUAUGUCUAACAUUGAGUGGUACUCUUCUUCGAUGUCAAAAUAGUUAUCGACAACGACCAUUACCAUCACAAAUGCGUCAGAUCGCCAAUUGUAAUAAAAUAAAAUCUUCAAAACUGUUUGUUGGAUUGUAG
Messenger RNA from Adineta steineri, 1326 nucleotides. The record is from the annotation of a GenBank genome assembly. NCBI's taxonomy places the organism in Eukaryota, Metazoa, Rotifera, Eurotatoria, Adinetida, Adinetidae.